AUGACUAGCAAAACUUUAUCAAGUACAAAGAACUCCCCAUUAUUAAAUCAAAUUGAUGAAGGAAUAAAUUUCGAUAGCAACGAUUGGAAUAAAAAUACUUUCCACACAUUAACUACAUCAAAUUUAUCACCAAAAACAAUAUUUUAUUAUGCAAUUGACGUAGGUUUUCGACGAUUAGAAAAUAGUUUAUACGAAUCUUAUUGGGAUGAAACAGCCGAUGCAUUACACGAUUUAACUCAAUUUUUAUUCAGUCAAUCCAGUGAUAACGACACCGAUGGUUAUUUAUAUGAAGCUAAAUGUCAAUUAUUAAUGUAUUCAGCAAUCGCAAUAAUUAAGAUGAAUACUAUUAGACGUCGAUCGAUCCAUGAUGCAAAAAUGGCAUGUGCAACAUUGUUUUUACUAUUAUUAGAACGAAGUAAAUCUUAUGAAUUACCGUCGAUUGUAAACGAAUCUUCAUCAUGUACACGUUCUAUGCAUCGUCGAUAUUUAAAACGAAUAUUUAUUAUUGUUCAAUCGUUAUCAACUUUAUCGAAAAUACAAUUGAAUGAUAUGCAAACAAACUUUGAACGAUAUACUGUCUUACUUGUAAAUCAAUUAUAUCCAACAGAUCAUUUACAAGAGAAAAUAAAUAAUUUUAUUGAUAAAAAUUUAUUUGGAAAUAAUCUCGAUGAUGAUAGUGCAUCAAGUGAUUUUGUAUUUAUUCGACAAUUUCCAAUAUUUAAUGAAGACUCAAUUGACAAAUACAAUGAUCUAAUGAAUAUGUGUCUUGUUAGUACAUUUGAUCAAUUUAAAACAAAUUUUGCACGAAAAUUAAUUUGUUAUAUAUGGACAUUAUGCUGCAUGAUUGAAUCGAAUCGAGUAUCACUUGGAAUGAUUCGUUGUAGUGCAAUUUGCGAGCAUUUUUCACAAGCAUCGAUUGAUUUUGAACAAAAACCAAUUCAAAGCGAAUCAUUAAAUGAACUAGACGUUAUCGUCUUUCUUUUACUAUGCGCUCAACAAAAUGUACAUAUACAUGUUGGGGAUUCGACUUUACAUCCGUAUUUACUUUUUUCAUUGUCUCAUCUAUGCACACAACAACAAAAACGUUGGUGGCAAACAGCUAUGGAAAAAACUCAAUGGAAUGAAUUUAAUGAUCAUCUUGCAACAAUACGUCUCUACGACGAACGAACAUUUCAACAUCCACCAAUGUUUGUCAUACUUGAAACAGCUUUAAUUCUUUUAAAAUCGGCUCAACAUUUGUAUGAACAAUGUGCGAAACGUGUUGCAUCAUCUUAUGAACAAUACGGAUUACGAUACCUGCAAGUAGCUAAAAGAAGUCCACAUAAUCAAAGAUUAUCUGAUUCACUUAAUAGAACAAUUACUCACGGAAACAAGCAAGAUAAAUUAUUCUUCUUCUAUUCCCAAAAGACAACCGGUACGGAGCAAAGCAAAAUAGAAGAAUUAAUUGAAAAAUGCGAAAAACUUGUUCAAAAAUGUGACGAAUUAAAGUUAUUGCCAGAGCAAGAACCACCAAGAACAUCGAGUCCAACUGAAGAACAACAACAAGAUAUUAAUAUCUCAGCUGCAUUGAGUCCGGUUGCUGUCGAAAAAACAGAACGGAAAAAUUUAGAGAUUACAGAUUCAACAUUAUUUGCUACACCACCAACACAUAAGGCAACGCGUGAUGUUGAUGUACAAACAUUCAUACAAUCACCAUCACCGUCUCCACCUCCACCCAUUGUUCCAGUGGUACCGAUUGAAGAAACAAUCGAAACAUCGGAGCCACCAUUGCCAGCAUAUGUCAAUAUGAUAUUUUCUCAUAUGAAUGGUGUUAAUCAAUGGAUAAAUAGAUUUUGUUUAGAUAGUGAAAUAAUUCAAAAUGAUAUUAAUAUAAUACGAGAUCGUCUAGAAAAAAUCAAUCGAGUAACUACUCAGAUGAUGUUUUCUAAUAUGAAAGUAUCACCAUCAGAAACAAGUGAAAAUUCUGGUGGCUUCUAUUCAUCAUCACAUCAUGGAUAA
Molecule: messenger RNA, 1998 nt
Organism: Rotaria socialis
Lineage: Eukaryota; Metazoa; Rotifera; Eurotatoria; Philodinida; Philodinidae
Source: the annotation of a GenBank genome assembly